Messenger RNA from Harmonia axyridis, 2832 nucleotides. RefSeq lists its product as uncharacterized. The transcript has 3 exons. NCBI's taxonomy places the organism in Eukaryota, Metazoa, Arthropoda, Insecta, Coleoptera, Coccinellidae. The record is from RefSeq and is a predicted model, not a curated record. Bases 515 to 1720 code for a protein of 401 amino acids.
CAGCUGAAACGCACGCGCAGUGCCCGCUUGGAUCCUUUCAGUAGUGCCUGUCAUAUCGAACAAGCCAACAUCAAUUCCCCCUUCAGGUUCCAAUAAACACACUCCGAUUUUUCCAACCGAUCGAAAACGACCCGAAAAGAUCGCAUCCAGAAGGCCCAGACGGUGAUGGAUGCACCUAUCCAGCUCGAAGGACCAAACCUGGUCGAAAUCCCGAUUUUAAUUAAAUUAAGGUGUCCGGCGAUUGAGACCGAACAUCAAACAUGAAACGCUCUGUGUUUUCGUAUCGUUUUUCGUGAUCCGUUGGAGUUUACUGUGCGAAAAAUUUGAAUUUUUCAAAAGGAUAUUUUAGAUGCCGGGUGCGUUUGAAUUUUUCCGGAAUGCAUGGUGAGAAUCUUGUCCUGUGCCAGCACACGAGUCCUGGAUGAUGUUUUCCGGUAUGAUCCUUUGAGAUGUAUCAGUGAGAAGAUGAUACAGACUUUCCUGAUAGAAAUAUUAUGAAAAAACUAACCGAGUGAUGGGGGUGGGAUCAAAUGGGUCGUCAACAGAAGCCACCUACACGUUCCUACCUCCCGAAACCACAAUCGACCCCAUCGAGUUGAACAAGACCCGAAUAGCCGAAGAGUUCUACAGCACCUACGAUGUCAUGACUGGUAUCCGCAUAGCGAUGACCUUGGGCGGUUUCUUCGCCUUCAUGGUGAUCCUGGUUCUCUACAAGUCCAAGUCGGAGACGGAGAAGGCGUUGGAAGACCCAGCCUUCACGGCUGCAGCAGUGGCGGAUGCGGAGGAAGAAGAAGAACGACAGCUGGCGGCUGUCAUAGAGGCUGAGGUGUUCCAGAAGCUGAACCCUAGGAGGAGCAGGCAGUCUAUCGAUAAUUCUAGCCUUUCCAAGAGAUGGGUUACUUCGACGAGGAAGUAUUCGCUUGGUGGGUACAGCAGCCUUAUGGACCCGCCAUUGAGGAUAGGGAUGCAUUCUCAGCUUGCUAGUUUCGAUGAAGAUUCCACUGAGGAUGAUCCUUCUGUGUUUGAUGAAGUGAUACACAAUAGGCACCUCAACGUCCCACGCAGAUGCAGCAACAUAACCUGCUCAUCCUCCGGCAGCUCCUACCUGGAAAGGCGAGACUCCGCCUUUCUUCUAGGCAUGCCAGCCAUCCCCGCCCACAAAUCCAGGUCUAGAAGACGUCAAUCAUCUCCCCUCCCCGAAAUCUACGAUUUCUACUACCCCAUAGACAUCAGGGUGAUCCAACCGACCCCAGGAGGUUCGCCAUGCGGCAGUGACCGUGCCCUCUACGACCAGGUGCAGGACUCCUUGAACCUGAAGCCUAGGCUGGCCCCUCUGGCUUCCAUCAGCAGCUGCAACAGCUCGCUGGAGACGGACUAUCCGGAGGUGGAGGAGGACCAGCCUUCGUGCGGUGCUAGUGAUUCGAUCUUCGGGAACCAAUGUGACGACACAGACAACGAAGUAGACGAGUUCUCGACUGACAGUGACGUGAACGAUGAGCAGGGUGCCUGCUGCAGCAGGCAGCAGGUCGGUGUGCCGCGAGACUUCACAGAUAGGAGCCUGAGUUCUUCUUUUGUGUCGUUGGGCACCACGGUGAGGCCUAGUUCGAAAUCUUCGCUGACGAUCAUGGAGAGUCCUGAGGAGGAAUUUGGAAUGGGGCAGGUGUCAACGCCUUCUAGUAAUGGUGAAGAUAAAUCUUGGGUGCAGGAGAUCCUUUUUUAGCGACUGUAUUUUUGUAAUCUUGUUUCUUUGUGGGGUUCUACAAGGGUUUUGCUUGUGUGAAACGUUCGGGGUGUUUUGACUGAUAUUUUGUGAGGUUGGUUUGGUUACGGAUGUUUUUGUAUUUGGAUUGAACGAUUUCAUGAAGUAAAACCUGAAUAUGCAUGGGAACCCUGGUGGUUUAUUCUCGCUUUUAAUCGGGCUGUAGUCUGAAUUUGAAAAGUUCAUUUAAAUAAAGAUCCGUUUUCAUUUUCUGAUAAAUAUUGUAUUAAAAUUUGUUUGAAGUGAUGUACUUCUUUGAUCAGGUAUUAUUCUUAGUUUUUAUUCUUUAAAUCUAUAAAUUUAAAAAGUUGUCUCCUCAGUAUGCUACGCUAUAAAUAAAUUCUUCACUUGAAGACGGUUCAGAAUACAGAUUUACAAGAUCUGUUGGAAAGUUACUUAUAAUGGACUGGUUUCAUUUUUUUGUUAAGGAUUAAUUCUAAAAAUUUAAGUAAAAUGAAACAAAAAUGUGGAAGCUAUGGGACUUUGAAGUUGCGCUUGGAAGAAUAUUUUCAUAGUCUAGUAUGUGACGUCACGCCACUUACACGAGGCGACUGGUAUUCACAGAGUGCUUACGAAUUCAUUGGUGUACAAUCACUUGUGCCGUUCGUGUCGUGUUUUGUUCGUUACACGAUGGCUGAAAUAAAAAAAAAUCCUACAAAUAUUGUAUUGUGCCUAUGUGUGCAAGCACGACAAUUAAAAACCCCAAUAAAUUGUUUUUUCAUGUACCAAAUGACAUGAAUCAAAGGAAGAAGUGGUGCAAAUUAAUGAGGCGUGACUUAAUUGGACCUAAAACUACUUCAUAUGUGUGUGAAGAUCAUUUUGAUGUGAGUACCUAUCAGUACUAGCUGUCUAUUUCUGAUAAUAAAAACACUAAGGUGUAAGUUGGUUUGAAAUAAGUUAUUGAGUAAGAAUAACUUUGUUUUUUCACGAAGUCUUCUUCCAUUAUGGUGACAUAAAAACAAAUCUCGAGUAAAAACUACACUUUACAACUACAAACGGCGCGAGAGCCUUGGCGCGGCUAAGUAUUUAAACGUAAUUUAUGGUGUAGCGAUCACAGGUGAGUGGCGUGACGU